Molecule: messenger RNA, 312 nt
Organism: Striga hermonthica
Lineage: Eukaryota; Viridiplantae; Streptophyta; Magnoliopsida; Lamiales; Orobanchaceae
Source: the annotation of a GenBank genome assembly
AUGAGCAGAUUGAAUGCAAACGCCGAGCCAUUCUUCCCAGGUGCACAAACAGCAAGACAAGAGCCCAAUCAGCCGUUAGAUAGCACAAGGGAAGAGAGUGAGUACGGGGAAUGUGUGGAAAAUGUGUACGUGCACGACCGACAUAGUGUUGGUCGACCGAAUAAAGAAUUUGAGUUUGGAAGGAUCCUCUUCACAAAUGCAGAGGUGCCCAAUAUGAUAAUGGGCAGUAAUGAGAAGGUGAAGCUACGGGUUGGCGGCAAGCCUCUUUGGUUGAAGAGAUACGUCGCUCAAGAUCAACGGCCCAAACAAUAA